UCCAUGUUAAAUGUGUUAAAUACAAUGUAAAUAACAUGUGAAAAUCGAAUCGUUAUUUAACAAUCUGAAUCUUACACAGCACUACACUUGAAAUCACCACACUGAACAGUGAAAACUUCACGUGAUCAGAUGUGGCUGCUGCGUAGUAACCCGGGCACGUGGCUUGUGUCGCUGGCACGCAAUUGCAGUUUCUCCACGUGCUUGUGUUUGUUGUCUCCCUGCUACCAAUGUUGGCUGACGCCCAAGUUUCUCUCCGUCUGUAAUCACGCGACGUGGACUGGGCUGAAACACCGAAGCGGCCAUAUCAAACCAAGGACAGAAGACGUGCCUGAGGACUCAGGUCUCCGAGCCUAUCUCAGACACUUCUCAGACGCGCUGACCUGCGAAUUGCGACCCAAAAGCAGCAUAUAUGGCAACGUUUCCUGCGUGCCAGGCGGGAUACAAAUCCAUCGCGAGGAGCGCCGUCUGUUGCUCGUGGUCCGCCCACCCUGCACUUUCGCCGAGCAGGUCCGAGUCGAGUCGAUGCGCCGCGCUGCAUCAAGCCCACCAGGCACCAUCAAGUCAAAUAUCGGAAGACGGUUCGACCUUGGCCCGGCACAAGACGUUCCGUGGCAGAGUGGACGACGCUAUCGCGGAAUCCUGCCUGGGCGGACGGACGGACGGACGGCGACGGGGUGCGAGUCUGGAUCCCUGUCAGAUGAUGGCUCGGGCCGUGGAUUUGGUCAACUCCGAGGCUUGCAGCUGUGCUCUUUUAUCAGCUGAAAGAGACUCUUGGAGGAAGACCCACAGCUUGUCUGCGUCCUGAGCGUAGUGUGGUGCUCCAGGAGGAAUGCUCUUCAUGUUGCUCAGCUGCGAAGGGCGUUACCGGCGGAAGCUCUCAGAGUCUUUGAACCAGAUUGCUUGGUUGGCCAAAGCGUUGGAGUCGUCUCCGGAAUGUGCGUGUGAACUAGGACCCACGCCAGGUGCCAGCAGAUGCCCGGGAGGGAACGCCGGCUCUAGACUCCCGGCACAGCCACAGGUGCCCCCCCUCAAGCGAUGUCCGUCCUCGGACAUGUCUCCCGUCUCGUCAAUGGAAACGCCACGCAUUGGGCUCCGCAGUUGCGGCCCUACUCGCCCGACGCAACCCCAGCUGCCCACUGGUUUUAGAGACUCGACCUCCACGCCUCCUCUGCCAUCCGUUCCUCCGCCGCCGCGAUCUCCAGGUCCUGGGUUGUGGGGUCUGGUGUUGUCGCAUCUCGCGGGUGCUUCUGGUCCAGGGUAGAAUCGCGUAGCGGGAUGUAGUGUCGUAGCCGUCUCGAAUGUACAAACUGGAGGUUUGCUAGCGGUUUGCCUUCUAGGUCGCAGAGCGAAAAUGAAUUUAGGUGCUGUGCAUAGAUCUGCACUGGCGCCGACCAGCGUGGCUUUAGCUUGUUCACCGAGAGGCGGUUGUUGUCCGCUUCUAAAUCAUACCACUGUACCAGAUCGCCAAUCCUAAAGCGGACAAUCUUGGAGUUUGCGUCGAAGCUCGACUUCUGUUGCGCAGCUCGUUGGAGUGAUCUGAGCACCUCAGUU
Molecule: messenger RNA, 1551 nt
Organism: Mycena citricolor
Lineage: Eukaryota; Fungi; Basidiomycota; Agaricomycetes; Agaricales; Mycenaceae
Source: the annotation of a GenBank genome assembly